Molecule: messenger RNA, 4621 nt
Organism: Cyprinus carpio (common carp)
Lineage: Eukaryota; Metazoa; Chordata; Actinopteri; Cypriniformes; Cyprinidae
Product: NLR family CARD domain-containing protein 3-like
Molecular function (GO): protein binding
Source: RefSeq, a predicted model, not a curated record
CCCUUGUCAGGUGACACAUGACAGUGAAACUAUUACAGAAGGAUCCAUUUUGUCAUAUGAGAAAGUAAACCGCAUUUAGAGAGCAAAACAGCCAUUACUAUGGACUAAGUGUUUUGAGUCAGAGGAGGAUUUGCAAAAAAAAAAAAAAAAAAUUGAUGCAAUGGUUCAUAACUCACUCUGUGGCCAAACAACUGUAUCUGCUUUUAGAUGAAACCACAGCCUUCAGAAUGAAUCUCUCUGAAGAACCUGAAAUAAACAUAAAUACAGUCAAGCGUCUGACUCAGUGGGGUGAAUCAGAUUUACCUGAAGACAUCAGUGUGUCUGUGAGGGAAAAUCUUUCCGACCUCUGCAGAGAAGACAACUCUUCUGCUGUGCCCAGUCUGUGUGAGAAUGAAUCCCCUGAACCCAGCUGUGUGUCCAUGAAGAGUGACUGGUCAAUGGACCGUCCAAUUAAAUUCAGUUUGGGAGAAUCAUCUGCUGAUCUGAGUCAAAAACCUAAAGAAUCAGAAUCAUCUACGGCAAAGAAGAACAUAAACUCCAUUUUCAAGGAGCUUGAGCAGAAAAUUAUCUCUGUAAUGAAGACUGAGCUGGAAAGUUUUAGAAGACUGUUGAGUCCAGAUUACCCAGAAUGCUCUGAAAGAGACCGUAAUGCUGAUGAGGGUCAUAGCAGAAUCAGAGAGGGGGUUUUGAAGAUCGCACUGCACAUCCUGAGGAAGAUGAACCAGACAGACCUAGCUAACACACUACAGACCAAACUGAUGCCUGUGUAUCAACAAAAACUCAAAUCCAGACUACAGGAUAAAUAUCAGAGAAUCAAUGAAGGAAUGUCCAGUUAUGGAGAAUCAACACGUCUGAAUGAGAUCUACACAGAGCUCUACAUCACAGAGGGAGGCAGUGGAGAGGUCAAUAAUGAACAUGAGGUAAGACAGAUUGAGACAGUGUCCAGGAGACCAGAGACACAGGAGACACCAAUUAACUACAAUGAGAUAUUUAAACCCUUACCUGGACAAGACAAACCCAUCAGAACUGUGCUGACUAAAGGAGUCGCUGGAAUUGGAAAAACAGUCUCUGUGCAGAAGUUCAUUCUGGACUGGUCUGAAGGAAAAGCCAAUCAGGACGUUCAUUUCAUAUUUUCACUUCCUUUCAGGGAGCUGAAUCUGAUACAGAAAAAUCUCAGUCUUAAGCAACUUCUAAACCACCUUCAUACAGAAACCAAAGAAAUUAAAUCAACAGAUUAUGAUGACUAUAAAGUCAUGUUCAUAUUUGAUGGUCUGGAUGAGUGUCGGCUUCCUUUAGAUUUCCAAAACAAUCAGAGCUUGUCUGAUCUGACAGAAUCAGCUUCAGUGGAUGUGCUGCUGACCAACCUCAUCAAGGGGAACCUACUUCCUUCUGCUCUCCUCUGGAUCACCUCUCGACCAGCAGCAGCCAAUCAGAUCUCUCCUGAGUGUGUUGACCAGGUCACAGAGGUACGAGGAUUCAACGACCCUCAGAAGGAGGAAUAUUUCAGCAAGAGAAUAAAUGAUCAGAGUCUGGCUGACAGAAUCUUCACACACAUCCGAUCAUCAAGAAGUCUGUACAUCAUGUGUCACAUCCCAGUCUUCUGCUGGAUUUCAGCCACUGUUCUGGAGAGAAUGAUGGGUAAAGCAGAGAGUGCAGAGAUUCCCAAGACUCUCACACAAAUGUUUACACACUUCCUGAUCUUUCAGACCAAACUGAAGACUCAGAAGUAUGAUGGAAAAUACGAAAUCAAUCCUGGUCAGGCUAGAAAGACUAUUAUGUCUCUAGGAAAACUGGCUUUUGUACAGCUGGAAAAAGGGAACCUGAUCUUCUAUGAGGAGGACCUGAAAGAGUGCGGCAUUGAUGUCAGAGAAGUGUCAGUGCACUCGGGAGUUUGUACCCAGAUCUUCAGAGAGGAGUUUGGACUGCAGCUGGGGAAGGUGUACAGCUUUGUUCAUCUGAGUAUUCAGGAGUUUCUUGCUGCUUUAUUCAAGCUGCUAUCCUUUUCUGAACAUAACACAGGACUGUUGAAUAUGUCUGGGUCACCAAUAACCAGUUUACUGAAGGGAGAGGUGGACAAGGCCUUACAGAGUGAGAACGGACACUGGGACCUUUUCCUCCGGUUCCUUCUAGGUCUCUCACUAGAGUCUAAUCAGACUCUCUUAAAAGGCCUUCUGAGAAAGACAGUAAGCACUUCACACAACAAUUCAGAAACAGCUGAAUACAUUAAACAGAAGAUCAGGGAGAAUGGCUCUACAGAGAAAUCCAUCAACCUCUUCCACUGUCUGAAUGAACUGAAUGAUUGUUCACUACAGCAGGAAGUCCAAACAUACCUGAGCAGAACAGGUGCCCGUUGUCUCUCUGGAGUCAAACUGUCUCCUGCUCAGUGGUCUGCUCUGGUGUUUAUGCUGUUGAACUCAGAAGAAGAGCUGGAUGAGUUUAAACUGAGUAAAUAUGAUCCAUCAGAAGAAUGUCUACUGAGGCUGCUGCCAGUAAUCAAAGCAUCUAGAAAGGCUGAUCUUUCUAACUGUCGUAUUACACAGGAAGGCUGUGCCGCUUUGAUUUCAGCUCUGAGAUCAAACCCCUCACACCUGACAGAACUGAAUCUGAGUGAUAAUAAUCCAGGAGACCCAGGAGUGAAGCUGCUCUCUUCUCUACUGGAGGAUCCACACUGUAAACUGCAGAAACUACAGCUGUGGGGCUGCAGUAUUGGAGACGAAGGCUGUGUUGCUCUGAUUUCAGCUCUGAGAUCAAACCCCUCACACCUGACAGAAUUGAAUCUGAACUUUAAUAAACCAGGAGACUCAGGAGUGAAGCUGCUCUCUGCUGUACUGGAGGAUCCACACUAUAAACUGGAGAAACUACAGCUGAGUUCCUGCAGUUUUAGAGAGGAAGGAUGUGCUGUUCUGAUUUCAGCCAUGAGAUCAAACCCCUCACACCUGAGAGAACUGAAUCUAAACUGUAAUAAACCAGGAGACUCAGGAGUGAAGCUGCUCUCUGCUCUACUGGAGGAUCCACACUGUAAACUGGAGAAAUUACAGUUGUGGGACUGCAGUAUUGGAGAGGAAGGCUGUGCUGCUCUGAUUUCAGCUCUGAGAUCAAACCCCUCACACCUGACAGAACUGAAUCUGAGCUGUAAUAAACCAGGAGACUCAGGAGUUAAGCAGCUCUCUGCUCUAUUGGAGGAUCCACACUGUAAGCUACAGAAACUACUGCUGUGGGACUGCAGUAUUGGAGAGGAAGGAUGUGCUGCUCUGAUUUUAGCUCUGAGAUCAAACCCCUCACACCUGACAGAACUGAAUCUGAACAGUAAUAAACCAGGGGACUCAGGAGUGAAGCUGCUCUCUGCUCUACUGGAGGAUCCACGCUGUAAACUGGAGAAACUACAGCUGUGGGGCUGCAGUAUUGGAGAGGAAGGCUGUGCUGCUCUGAUUUCAGCUCUGAGAUCAAACCCCUCACACCUGACAGAACUGAAUCUAAGUCGCAAUGAACCAGGAGACUCAGGAGUGAAGCUGCUCUCUGCUCUACUGGAGGAUCCACACUGUAAACUGGAGAAAUUACUGCUGUGGGGCUGCAGUAUUGAAGAGGAAGGCUGUGCUGCUUUGAUUUCAGCUCUGAGAUCAAACCCCCUACACCUGACAGAACUGAAUCUGAACUUUAAUAAACCAGGAAACUCAGGAGGGAAGCAACUCGCUGUUUUACUGGAGGAUCCACACUGUAAACUGGAGAAACUACAGCUGUGGGGCUGCAGUAUUGGAGAUGAAGGCUGUGCCGCUCUGAUUUCGGCUCUGAGAUCAAACCCCUCACACCUGACAGAACUGAAUCUGAGCAAUAAUAAGCCCGGAGAAUCAGGAGUGAAGCUGCUAUCUGCUCUACUGGAGGAUCCACACUGUAAACCGGAGAAACUAUAUAUUUGACAGUGGAAACUCCACAAGCUCCAAACAAGUGAAUUAAAACAACACGUCCUGAACAAGAUUGUCACCUGGAUAAAUGCAGAUACUGAUCCAGCAGUUUAAAAGAACAGAACAGUAUUAACAUAUUCUAGUUGUAUUCCAAACACUAGGUACUUGGAGUAAUCUGGCUAAUAAUAAAGUUUUUUUUUUUUUUUUUUUUUUUUUAAUUUUUAUGUUAAUACUGUAGACUGAGCCAUUAAUAUAGUCCCUCCAAAUGUAAUGCCAGCUGUUUGUCCAUUACAGGCUUUAAUUCAUUCAUUAAAACAAAUCAAAACAAUAAGUCAAUAAGAUAACUAUAAUAAUCCUCAGUGAGAGUAAUCCUCACUGAGAGAAACACCAGUAUGUAAAUGAGUAAUUUUCAAAGCUGAAAAAGAGAGUGAGAUACCUACAUACUGUAGUUUCUAAACUAGACACAAUAUACAUAAGACAACAAUCCAAAAUUCAAGUUCAAACUUGCAGGAAUAACACCUGCAGGAGAAUAUUUUUAUUCCAGUUUAUUCUCCCUCGUCUUCCUUUUGAUUGUAUUAUUAAACACAUUCAUAUGUAGUUUUAAUUUAAUUUUGUAUUAUUAAUGUUUAAUGUUUAGCACAUUUCCAUGUUCUGAAGCUGUAAAUGUUUUGGCAAAUCAUUUGUAUUAUGUUAUUCAUGCCAAUAAAACAACUUAACAACAA